AAGGGUUAAAGUGCCCGUGAUAACUUUUGAGAACCUACGCAGUUGGAUGCUGAAGCAAUAAAACCACAGGCUGUUACACGCCUUGAACCUUUCCACAUUUCCUAGUGUGACAGCAUGGAACUGAAAUGGACUGCACCGAGAUAACACUCCAUCAGUGUUCACAGGAUAACCCAUAAUACUCAUGUGGGGUGAACAAAAACCUGUCUACAAAUACACAAUGUAAACAAGUGAUUGGCAGUGUCAUUGUUAAACCCAGAAUACACAUGUAUAAUCUCCCGGAGAGGUGAUGCAGGCUUGUGUAUGAGAUUGCACAAGCGUUUAUUAAGCGUCUAAAAGAAGCAGCACAUCAGUCUGUACGCGGUGCAGUUCCUCUAUUUAUUUUCAUUCCAUUUUAAAGCCGCCAUUACAGACCGAAAUAUUUCACACGAGUUUUGUAAAGACACGACAGAGCAAUGCGGGUCUUUGCUUUAACCGGUCUCCUGCUUUAUGUCUCCGUACACACAGCUCCCAGUGACAUAUCCAAUCAGAUCCGCACAGAGGGGAGUGACGCACUUCUCUUCUGUGUAAAUGAUGGUAAAGUGUUGUGGAGUAAAGGUGUUGAUGGAGGGAGAAGGGACAUCCUCACUGCUGAACGUGGAGAAGUCAUCAUUAAACACAAUCCUGAUCCAGAUAACAGAUACACUGUGUUCAGUGAUUCAUCACUCCAUAUAACGGAUCUGUCUCUCUCAGACUCGGGGGUUUACUACUGUAACUCUGUUCCUGUGGUCAGUCUGACUGUCACUCCAUCACACGAGAGAACAAGUGAGAACAAGUCCACACAGACGACUCCGACAACCACAACCAGCACCGGAGUGACUCACCGUGACCGUGGAGCUUCUCAGAACAUCACUCCCAUCACCAGUGUAGAAGAACAUGAAGGAUCUUCAGAUACCUGGACUACAGAGAGAACAAGUGAGAACAAGUCCACACAGACGACUCCGACAACCACAACCAGCACCGGAGUGACUCACCGUGACCGUGGAGCUUCUCAGAACAUCACUCCCAUCACCAGUGUAGAAGAACAUGAAGGAUCUUCAGAUACCUGGACUACAGGUUCCGCCACUAAAGAAUCCUACACAACUGCAUCUACCCUGAAGAACACGGAGAGAACAAGUGAGAACAAGUCCACACAGACGACUCCGACAACCACAACCAGCACCGGAGUGACUCACCGUGACCGUGGAGCUUCUCAGAACAUCACUCCCAUCACCAGUGUAGAAGAACAUGAAGGAUCUUCAGAUACCUGGACUACAGGUUCCUCCACUAAGCAGUCCUACACAACUGAAUCUACCGUGAAGAACACGGAGAGAACAAGUGAGAACAAGUCCACACAGACGACUCCGACAACCACAACCAGCACCGGAGUGACUCACCGUGACCGUGGAGCUUCUCAGAACAUCACUCCCAUCACCAGUGUAGAAGAACAUGAAGGAUCUUCAGAUACCUGGACUACAGAGACCACACAGACGACUCAGACAGGAACAGCCUGCGUUACACCCGAUGGAAAAACCGCCACCCAGUCCAACAUUCCCAAGAGCACUGAACCAGUCAAAGAAUCUUCAGGUGCACUCGUGAUUCCGGUCUCUGUGCUGGUUGGAGUGUCUGUUGCAGCAGUAAUUGUAGCUGUGCUGCUGAGGAGAUGUUUCUUCCGAAAGAGAACUGCUAAAGGCAGAAAGACAGAUCACAUCUAUGAAUCCAUAGAAGAUGUUACACCGACUGCACAAAAAAAUCUGGAUGAAGCCAUUUAUGUCCUAGCAGGAGAUACAGCUCUAGUCAAUCUGGGGAAUAAGACACAGACUGAUGCUUCCUCAUCUUCAGAGACACAAUCACCUACAAAUCUGGUCGAGUCCGUGUACUCCACAAUACAGGGUGAUGAAAUGGUGCUGAGCGAGAUAUCACCCACUGACUGCAAAACUCAGCACACUUAAAUCCUCUCACGUCAGAGUAUUCUCAACAUCUUCCACCGUUUGUCUUCACGGUACUACGGGACAAACUAUCAGGCUCUUUUAUCUCUUGUUGCCUCUGCCAGGAGGUUACGACUUGACUGUAAACAUUGCAAUAAGAUCGCUGUAUUCAUUAUUGUGUUUCAUAUAAUCAUUUUUAAAUAGUUUAAUAUAUUUAAUAUAUUUCAACAUAUUUUUAUCUCUUCUCAAACAAUGUUUUGUUUUUAUGACAAAAAUAAAUCUUAAUU
Messenger RNA from Ictalurus punctatus (channel catfish), 2230 nucleotides. RefSeq lists its product as uncharacterized. The coding region runs from base 453 to 1967 and encodes 504 amino acids. Lineage: Eukaryota; Metazoa; Chordata; Actinopteri; Siluriformes; Ictaluridae. The record is from RefSeq and is a predicted model, not a curated record. The transcript is spliced from 14 exons.